Trichoderma gamsii is the source of this 2004-nucleotide messenger RNA. RefSeq lists its product as hypothetical. Bases 1 to 2004 code for a protein of 667 amino acids. The record is from RefSeq and is a predicted model, not a curated record. Gene Ontology annotation, molecular function: transmembrane transporter activity. The transcript has 2 exons. Gene Ontology annotation, biological process: transmembrane transport. NCBI's taxonomy places the organism in Eukaryota, Fungi, Ascomycota, Sordariomycetes, Hypocreales, Hypocreaceae.
AUGUCUGGGCAAUCCUUUCUCCAAAGUCACUGUCGGGCUCAUCGCGGAGGUUCCAACCACGUCUCAAACGUUUGCGUCACGAAAUUGUAUCGAUGUCUUGAAACUUCCAACUACGAGCUGUAUCUCUUUUCUUUUUUUUCCUCCCUUGGCCUAUUUCCGAUGGCUGUUGAGGAAAGGGGAGACCUUGGGAUGCGUGAGAUGGAUGGCUUUGAGAUUGCUGGGAACGAGAACAUUGCCUCUCGCGAUGGUCCCUCCCAUGAUGCUGGGGACCUCUUAUCGUCGAACGAAAAACCGCAGACGGAGCAGACAGAAGCGACAACACUAGAUGGCAACAGCCCGAUAUUGUCUCUUUAUCUCACAUUCGAUACCGUUUUACCGUCUCCGAUAUUGCAACAGCCCAGUUUUGGUGGUCGAGAGCCACCGCCAUGUCCUGACUUGACAGCUUACGCUGAUCCAUUGACAUGGGGGCCUGCUCGCAAAAGUAUUCUGCUUAUCCUGUCAUGCCUGGCAACAUUCUUGACAGCGUAUACUGCCGGUGCCUACGCGCCGCCGGCGGCCAUCAUAGCCAGCGAUUUUGGCACCUCAAGACUUGUUAUAGUUGUGGGCAUUACGACGUUCUGCAUGGGAUUCGCCUUUGCACCAAUGGCUCUUGCACCGUUGUCUGAGAUAUGGGGGCGUUAUCCCAUCUUCAUUGUUGCUGGCUUUGUCUUUGUCAUUUUCCAAGCCGUCUGCUCUGUUAUGCCGGAUGCUGCUGGCAUGAUUGUGUCACGCUUCUUGGUUGGCAUUGGCGGUUCGGUCUUCUCUGCCGUGGUCGGAGGCGUCUUGGCUGAUUUAUGGGAAAAGGAGGAAAGGAACACACCCAUGGCGCUGUUUAGUGGCGCAGUAUUGGCCGGCACUGGGGCUGGACCGUUGGUUUCUGCCGCCUUGAUUGAAACUGUGGGAAGCAACAACCUUGCCUGGAAGUGGUCAUUCUGGGUCCAAGUUAUCCUCGAUGUCGUUCUCCUACUUUUCCUAAUCUUCUUCUUCAAAGAAAGUCGGGCCUCAGUCUUGCUCACCAGGAAGGCCAAGAAGCUUAACGAAUGGUAUGAAGACUUGGAAAAGCAUGGAGUGUAUGGGCAGUGGCUAAGUAGCGAUCUGGCAUUGACGGCAUCUACUGCUUCUAGCCAAGUGACCAUCACUCCUGUCACAAAGGAGCGUUCAUCUGCCACAGGUCCCCGUUUACGACGAAUUCGAUGGGUAGUCAAGGCAGACGAACAGCGCGCUUCCCUAGGACAGCUCGUCUUGACCUCUGUACAGAGACCAUUCCUUCUUCUUUUGACAGAGCCGGUCGUCUUCUGCUUUUCUUUAUGGGCCGCCUUCUCGUGGGGUGUGCUUUAUCUCUCCUUUUCAGUUGUGCCCUUCCUCUAUGGCUCCAACUUUGCCAUGUCAAGCCGUGUAUACGUGGCAAUGAUGAUAGCCUCGGCUGUUGCAACCGUAGUAGGAAUCUACCAAGAACAUCUCUUAAAGCACUCACAGUGGAAACGACAAGACGAAGACUUCCAGUACUCCAAGUCCAGAUUUUGGGCCUUUAUGAGACGGAGGUUUCCGGCUGAAGCGCCGGAGGCCAGACUGUAUUUUACUUGCAUCACUGCUCUGCUCUUACCUGUUGGAUUAUUCAUUGCGUUCUUGGCCUCUGACGGGAAGAGAGGGUAUUCAACAGCAGUUGGCAUAGGGCUGGCAACUUGGGGCAUCUACUCCGUUUACCUCGCCACCUUCAACUAUCUCGCAGAUACAUAUCACAUAUAUGCAUCAUCGGCCUUGGCAGCGCAGAGCUUCUGCCGGAAUGUACUGGGUGGCUGCUUUCCGUUGAUUACGACCAUCAUGUUCACCAAUCUUGGUCUGAAAGGCGCUGGUGGCAUGCUUGGUGGAAUCGCUACCGGUUUGACGAUCCUACCUUGGGUGCUUUUGUUUUAUGGGGAGAGGAUCCGUGCAAAGAGCAAAUUCGCCAUAACUUUAGCAAAAUAA